Molecule: messenger RNA, 1165 nt
Organism: Mollisia scopiformis
Lineage: Eukaryota; Fungi; Ascomycota; Leotiomycetes; Helotiales; Mollisiaceae
Product: Triosephosphate isomerase
Exons: 1
Coding region: 400-1146 (248 amino acids)
Biological process (GO): gluconeogenesis; glycolytic process; glyceraldehyde-3-phosphate biosynthetic process
Cellular component (GO): cytosol
Molecular function (GO): triose-phosphate isomerase activity
Source: RefSeq, a predicted model, not a curated record
UGAUUUUCAAGAGUGGUCAAGAAGAAAGGAAGAAAGCUCGGAGAUGGGACGAGGGAGUUCAAGAGAAAAAUUGGAAAGUAGCCGCAUUAUUACAGGCUAUAGUAGGAUGUAUGUAGUCACGAAAUUUCCGUUGGAGAGGGAAGGUACCCCGCGAUCGUAGUGAGUGGCGAUACGGCAAUUAGCAGGUUCGGGGUGCUGGAUGCGGUAACCCGGUUGUUUGGUGGGGUAGGGGAACUCUGGAGCUGCUGUGGAGUGGAGACUUUGACAGUCGGGGUUUUUACAUGAUGCAUCGGGUUCUGCAAUUUGACCCCUGAGUAUUCAACGUUUUUGUGAAGAUUCUCAUGUAAGUCGUAAUAUGGCUUGGGAUAUUGAUGGGAGGGCUGACGAUGAGUAGUUGCAAUGUCGAGCUCGUUUCAAAGGAAGAGGACCGUUGGGGUUUCUCUCAAAAUGUACUUUGAUCUGGAGAAAACGGCAGAGUAUAUCAGAUCCUGCUCUCCUCUUGCUCCCCAUGCAUUGUCGCAUAGUGUCGAUAUAUUCAUCAUCCCAGACUUUCUGUCCUUGACAGCAGCAAGUACUAUUCUCCGUCUCGAGGCCCCUACCAUCAGACUUGGAGCCCAAGAUUGCUUCUGGGAAGACAACGGUGCAUAUACUGGAGAAGUGUCACCCGCUGUAUUGAAAAGCAUUGGAUGCUCGCUGGUCGAGCUAGGCCACGCAGAGAGACGACGACUCUUUGGAGAAACCGACGAGCACGUUGCCAAAAAAGCUCAAGCUGCCGUACGAAAUGGCAUGACGCCUCUAGUCUGUAUAGGAGAGAAGAGCCAGGGCAGCGUGGAAGAGGCCGUGGAGGAGUGCCGGCCGCAGAUGGAAUCGGUGUUGGGCGUCACGGAUGAAGAGAUCAUAUUUGCCUAUGAGCCCGUCUGGGCGAUUGGACAGCCAGAGCCGGCUUCUGCAGAGUACGUGGUCAGUGUUACAAAGGAGUUGAGGAAACUUUGUGGGCAGCGGCCAGUGCGUUUCUUGUAUGGGGGUUCGGCUGGUCCUGGGACGUUCGAUGCGAUGCGAGAUGGUGUUGAUGGGCUGUUUCUGGGUCGUUUCGCACAUGAUGUGAAGAAUUUCUAUGAGGUUAUUAAGGAGGUGGGAGCUUCGUAGGUGGGAGUGGCUGGGGGUC